UCACUUUGGACCCGGUACGAGCCACGUGGGGAACCUUCACUUUCGCCUGAACAUAACUGCUCAAAACCAGCUGGGCAGGGCGGAGUCUGUGAACCUUGUAAACCCCAUUAACUAUGUGAAACCGGCUCCUGUCCGCAACCUGCGUGUCAUAGGUCGGAGGUCAGCAUCUGUGUCCUUGUCCUGGAGUAACCCUGCGAGCCUGAGCCACUUCGCCCUCCUGUACCAGGCAUGGUACCGCUCAGAGUGGGACAGCACAAUGAAGUACGUAAACCUGAGCCAGACGACACAUGGGGACCUCACCGACCUGAGUCCCUUCACGACGUACGACAUCUGUGUCCGAGCCCACCCUGUCCAGCUGGACGCCAGCACCGGAGACAUCAUCGGUACAGAGGGAUACUGGAGCGACUGUCCAGAACUGCUCAUCUCCGUGCAGACACACAAGGCUCCCCCUGUGGGGACUGUUCCUGCCUGGCUACAUGUCACUCCAAGCAGCCAUCUAGGAAUCAGGAAUGUCAUCGUUUACUGGAAGGAGUUGCCUCAGAGAGACCAGAAUGGGGUCAUCAAAGAUUACACUGUAGCAGUCGCCUCACGUGCCGAAAAUGGGCAUAUCACGCAGGAAAGUUACAGACUUCUUACCGUGUCGGGCGACAAGAGACACGUAAAUCUGACAUCGGCACUGCAGCUGAAGUCGGACACCUCCUACGUUAUCAAGGUUUACGCUUCCAAUGAACUGGGCAGAUCACAAGAUACCGUCCUACAACUACCACAAGAUGGCGAGGUGCCCACCAUUCAGGCUUCAACAAUCAACGUCAAUGUGACAUCGCCAACGUCUGUUACGUUGUCGUGGCAACAACCGGAGGAAACCCGUGUUCAACUCACUGGCUACAUCAUUUUUUGGAUGGCGUGGAAGUCGGAAAAUGGGAUGUACACGUGGGGGGAGCCAGACUGGCAGAGUGUGGUUGAUGACCAAGUGUUGGCCAGGACAAUGGCACAACAUGAGGUCUCGCGGGGGUUAGAAGGACGGACACGAUACAGGUUCGGGAUUGUGCUCAUCUCCAGAGAAGGUUUCGGGGAGACAACGGUUAUCAACGCGUACACUGAAGAGAUGGCUCCACGUGGCCAGGUAGAAGACCUCCACCUGUCCACAUCAGGGCCCACCUCCCUACAGCUGACCUGGGAGCCACUACCUCUGGAGUGGCGUGGAGGGAUCCUACAGGGGUACCAGGUGCAGUACUGCCCCCUGGUGGAAGGGAUUGGAACUGCAUGUGCAGAGGGAUCCACCAAGACAGUAAACAUCACGGGUGAGGAGACCGCAUCACUGAUCCUCCGGGGCCUGAGUCCAUUCACCAGGUACACGGUGAGGAUUGCAGCUGUGAACCGCCAGGGUUUGGGACAGUUCAGCGAUGCAUCUGUGCAAAUAACAGCUGAAUCAGCUCCAGAGGACCCUCCGACAGAUGUCCGUUUCUCACAAGUCACAGCGAGAGUUCUACAGUUAACCUGGGACCUGCCGAGGACACCCAACGGCAUCAUCACAUACUACAUGGCAGAGGUUAAUAGUGAUGUUCACCAGCUUGUAGAUGUUGACACGAUACCUGUGUACGGGAACACAAACUACACCGUUCGGCUGCAGGCCUGCACCACUGCUGGCUGUGGGCCCUUCUCAUCCAGUCACUCUGUCACUACACCUAUCGCUGCUCCAGAAGCUCCACCCUUACCAAUAGUAUCUGAGUUCAAGUCAUCACCAUCGACCGUUCACCUCCGUCCAGUCACUCCGGCCCAUCCAAAUGGCCCGAUUGACCACUACCUGGUGUCGUACAUGCAAAAGGACGAUCAAGGGAGAUCCCAGCCUCUUGUGCAGAGAGUGGAGGGGACAGCAGAGGCAGUUGUAGAGGUGGACUGUACCGAGAACAAAGCUGUUCUGUAUGAGUUCUGGGUACAGGCUGUCAACAGGGAUGAAGAGGGGAAACUGCUGCCGGGAGAUCCCAGUGAAAGGCUGGAAAGACAGAUGUGCCUGGUUCCAGUGGUGAGAGUUGAUGGCAUACCCGUUGCCAUAGUGAUCCCAGUUGUCGCUGGCAUCAUCAGCAUCAUUCUGGUCACUUCCCUGGUUUGGAAGAACAGACACAGGGUGAAGCGCAAACUCUUUCCUAAAGUUCCGGGUCCUGUCUUGUUUCUAGAGGAGGAUGGACCCUACUCUGCCUUGUAUGUCGUUACCGCUACCAAUAAACAUGAACCCGAGACUUGUGAUGACAUUUCUGACUUCCUAAGAGAAGGCGGUGAAGUGUCACUACUAACAGAUGGCUGUGACCAGCUAAAUAAUAAAGAUUCAAAGGAGGCAAGGCGAUCCGCUCCUAAGACACCUCUUGGUUCAAUGUCGUACGUCUCUCGGCAAGAGGACAGCUCACCCCCAUCUGUAAAUGGAGUAUCCCAAACUCCUGAAUGUCAUUCGCCAACUGGUAACCUUGAGAUGACGUCUUUGUGGGAUGUUGAAAAAACUCCCUGUAACAAAGACCAAACAAAAUCUCCGGCUGCGUAUGUCAGGGUGGUACCGGAGGGCGAAGAAGAGUUCUAUUGUGUAACAGGAACGUUGCUUGACAAGACGUUACCGGAAUCUGGCACACCGUAUGUCACUAAUCUGCCCUCUCCAUCACCAAAUAAUGGAGAAAAUGUAGAUCCUAAACCAGAGGCGGAUUUCUAUUGCGUGACAGGAACUUUUCAUGAUGGUACGUCCCCGCGGCUAACUGGACAGCAGGCAUCUCCAGUACCCAACGUGCCUUAUGUCACAAACAUUCCCUCCCCACCUUGUAGUGGCCAUAGCGUAGGUUCCGAACCAGACAGCAAAGAGCACUUUGGGUACCAAGCACGUCAUAGCCUUGAGUCACCCUGUGAGGAAAAGGAGGUGCUUUCUUCUAACCAAGAGGGAGGUGAAGGUUGUUGCCAUGGAGAUCAAGGUCAUCAUCCUGACAAGGAACUUCAGAGUCUAAACUUGAACCUUGACGGCUACGUGCAACGAAGCUUGCCUGACGGGACUUCUGUCACAAAAAUGCCUGACAAUGUCAGCCCAACCUUUGCGCCAUACACACCACAUUAAUUCAGUAAGAUUAUCUAUCUGCUGGCAUGCAUGGAUCUGGCCCAGUGGCUCAACCUCAAGUGACUCUGGAUAAGAUAGUCAUGAGUUUGAGUUCUGUCUGUUUACGCAGGCCCACCUUGCAUUCUACAGGUUGCAGUCAUGAGACUCAUUGUAAAUUUAAAAAUUGCAUAUUAAUCAAAACACAAGCUACAAUGUAAAUGACUGUAGUGAACCUAGCUUGUACUAGUAAGUAAAAUAUGCUGGUUAGUGUUUAGCAUGCUGGCAUCAUUUAGGAAAUAUGCAUACUAAAGAUACAGAAUCAUAAUACUUUUAUUGGAAUCCUAAAUGUCCAGACAGCGUACAUGGUUCAAUGUAUUUUAAGGCUUUUAGAGAAUUAUGGAAAAUAUGCUGCAUUGCUCACUGUUCUCAGCUAAUUUUAGAUCAAACAUAUUAAAAAUAUUUUGAUAUCUUUA
Messenger RNA from Branchiostoma floridae (Florida lancelet), 3540 nucleotides. RefSeq names its product protein sidekick-2-like. Gene Ontology annotation, cellular component: external side of plasma membrane; signaling receptor complex. Lineage: Eukaryota; Metazoa; Chordata; Leptocardii; Amphioxiformes; Branchiostomatidae. Gene Ontology annotation, molecular function: cytokine receptor activity; cytokine binding. The transcript has 15 exons. The coding region runs from base 257 to 3088 and encodes 943 amino acids. The record is from RefSeq and is a predicted model, not a curated record. Gene Ontology annotation, biological process: cytokine-mediated signaling pathway.